AUGAUGAUUAUUUCUGCACUUUUGUAUGCUGCUAUUUUUGGUCAUAUGACUACAAUAAUACAACAAAUGACCUCCUCUACACAAAGAUAUCACCAAAUGAUUAGCGAUGUUCGGGAAUUUAUUCGUCUUCAAGAAAUUCCCAAAGAUUUGGCAGAAAAAGUAGUUGAUUAUAUUGUUUCAACUUGGACAAUAAGUAAAGGAAUCGAAUCAAAUAAAGUUCUUGGCUUUUGCCCGAAAGAUAUGCGGGCUGACAUUUGUGUUCAUAUGAAUAGAAAAGUUUUUAAUGAACACAUUUGUUUUAAAUUAAUGUCUGAUGGAUGUAAAAGGGCAUUUGCUACAAAUAUGGAAACUAUACAUGCAGCACCAGGCAAAGAAUUAAAUGGAAAAAAUUAG
Meloidogyne enterolobii is the source of this 393-nucleotide messenger RNA. The record is from the annotation of a GenBank genome assembly. NCBI's taxonomy places the organism in Eukaryota, Metazoa, Nematoda, Chromadorea, Rhabditida, Meloidogynidae.